GUGAAUUCGCUUCUAUCGGGAGUAACCCGCGAACCGUGUUUACCGCGAAUCGAUAAUCAUUCGAACUAUUUAUAACGGUUAAAAAAAAGAAAUUAUCGACCUAGACGACGAUUUCUCGUGGAACCGAUACAUCGAAUCGAAGUCGGCGAACACGUGGGAGAAAGAAGAAAUUGAAUUACGCGCCGAUCGUCGACUACCAGAUGACUGGGCGUCACGUGACACGAGAUUAGCCGAACGGAGCGACGACGGUUCCGUGGUUAUAAAUAGCGGCCGCCAGGGAGCGGGGAGUCUCUUUUACUUUGAACACUGUGCAUAGUGCGUAUGCUCCGCGCUCUUUCAACUAUUACGUUCCGUGGUGUGUAGGUGUCGGGGAUUCGCUCGUGAAAUUGAAGUAGGGUGUAGAUACUUGGCUCCGUAUCUUGGUCGUUUUGGUUAAUCGUUAUCCGACACCAGACGGAGUUAAACGUGUUUACGAUACCGCGGUCACGUGGCUUGUAACGUUGGAGGAAGAGCAGACGAGAGGAAAGUCCUUAACGACGAGUACAAAAAAGAAGGAAAAUGCCGGAGACCGCUCACCAUAUGAACGGAUACGCGAACGGGCACACGCCGCCCGAGCUGCAACAGGACACCAGUUUUCUCUUCACGUCCGAGUCCGUCGGCGAAGGACAUCCAGAUAAAAUGUGCGAUCAGAUAAGCGACGCUAUUUUAGACGCACACUUAAAGCAAGAUCCUGAUGCAAAAGUGGCUUGCGAAACUGUGACAAAAACAGGAAUGGUACUGUUAUGCGGUGAAAUAACAUCGAAAGCUGUGGUAGACUAUCAAAAAAUUGUUCGGGACACUGUUAAGCACAUUGGAUAUGACGAUUCGUCGAAAGGUUUUGACUACAAGCUCUGCAGUGUUCUAUUGGCGCUCGAUGCUCAGUCGCCAAAUAUUGCAGCGGGAGUUCAUGAAAACCGUAGCGAUGAAGAAGUGGGCGCAGGAGACCAGGGUCUGAUGUUUGGAUAUGCGACAGAUGAGACAGACGAGUGUAUGCCGUUAACUGUUGUCCUAGCGCAUAAAUUAAAUCAAAAGAUUGGGGAAUUGAGGCGAAGCGGUGAAUUGUGGUGGGCAAGACCAGAUUCAAAAACACAGGUGACUUGUGAAUAUCUCAUGGACCAUGGUGCAUGCGUGCCUAUAAGAGUUCACACGGUGGUCGUGUCGUUGCAACACAGUGAAAAAAUUGGUUUGGACGAGUUACGCAAAACAGUUAUGGAGAGUGUAAUUAAAGAAGUAAUUCCGGCGAGGUACCUUGACGAAAGAACGAUUUUUCACGUAAAUCCUUGUGGACUGUUCAUUAUCGGUGGACCGCAGAGCGAUGCUGGUCUUACUGGGCGUAAAAUAAUAGUGGAUACCUACGGUGGAUGGGGGGCUCAUGGCGGUGGAGCGUUUUCUGGCAAAGAUUUCACCAAAGUCGAUAGAUCCGCUGCUUACGCGGCGAGAUGGGUCGCCAAGUCCUUGGUGAAGGCUGGUAUCUGUAGACGUUGUCUUGUACAGGUUUCGUACGCUAUCGGCGUAGCAGAGCCCCUGUCGAUCACAGUUUUUGACUACGGUACAUCCAAACUCUCUCAAAAUGAACUUUUAGGUAUAGUUAAUAAAAACUUUGAUUUACGGCCUGGAAAAAUAGUCAAGGAGUUGAACCUUCGUAAUCCUAUUUACCAACAAACCAGUACGUACGGACACUUUGGCCGAGAAGGAUUCACUUGGGAGCAGCCAAAAACACUAAUUCUCGAUUGAUGAGAGCCAUAGAUUUUAAAUAAAUUUGGCGUUUCUAAUAUUGGAACGUCUACCAACUCGCUCUAAAUAUGCGUGUACAUCCCGGAAACAUUAUCCGGGACUUUUCGACCUCCGCGCUUCAUUCGCCAAGAGUCCAUCAAUUCCUUUUACCAACUUAGUACUAGCAGGAAGAACGACAUGGUAGUUUUUUCCCCCACGCGAUGAGGUACUUGGUAUUAUGUGGUAUAGUACAAAUUUCAUUGACCCCAGCACACAGGUGAGGACAGCAAGUUUUCUUUUAUUCUUUGACAAAUGAAUCCAAGUUUAUCCAUCAUCAGGUGUCAUGAAACUAUUGACAAAGGGGAAAAAAAAAAAGAUGAUGAAUUAAAGCCUAUCAUGAGUUCGUUGCCUACUCGUGCAUUCGUUAGAAUCGUGGAGGGUAGAUUGUUUACCAAAUGGCACGAUUUCUUUUUGUGGCUCGUAAGUGCUGUGUGUUAGAAAUAAUUAU
Molecule: messenger RNA, 2260 nt
Organism: Colletes gigas
Lineage: Eukaryota; Metazoa; Arthropoda; Insecta; Hymenoptera; Colletidae
Gene: Sam-S
Product: S-adenosylmethionine synthase
Exons: 10
Coding region: 559-1773 (404 amino acids)
Biological process (GO): S-adenosylmethionine biosynthetic process
Cellular component (GO): cytosol
Molecular function (GO): ATP binding; methionine adenosyltransferase activity
Source: RefSeq, a predicted model, not a curated record